This is a messenger RNA of Scheffersomyces amazonensis, 2190 nucleotides long. It is a transcript of the gene BUD6, whose product is annotated as Bud6p. The transcript has a single exon. Gene Ontology annotation, molecular function: cytoskeletal regulatory protein binding. Bases 1 to 2190 code for a protein of 729 amino acids. NCBI's taxonomy places the organism in Eukaryota, Fungi, Ascomycota, Pichiomycetes, Serinales, Debaryomycetaceae. The record is from RefSeq and is a predicted model, not a curated record. Gene Ontology annotation, biological process: establishment of cell polarity. Gene Ontology annotation, cellular component: cell tip; cytoplasm.
AUGUCUAUGUCUAGUCACUCCUCCGGUUCGGGUUCAUCACAGUCGGGACGGAAAAGGUACUCCAUGAAUACUAUUGAGUCCAGUGUCACGAGAUUAUUGGUAUCCACUAAACAUCUCUUGGAGAGUUUAACUCAAUGGGCUCGACAAGAGGCUGAUGAUAAAUUUGUAUCUGAUGCUUAUGUUAAAUUGGGUAAUGAUUUCCGUGCUGCUACUAGAGUUCUUAGUAGUAAUGGAGUAGAUGUUUCUGAUAUUGGUGAUGUUCCACAGGCUCUCAGAAUCAUUCUAGAAGCUGCCCUUAGUGAACCUCCUAGUCAAGACAAUCUUGAUCGAUUUCUCCCCAACAUUCGAAAUAUCAUAGUAGCACUUUUGCAGAAUUUGAAAACCAAACAAACACAAGCAAAGGCUCUUAGUCAGGAAUCUCUGAGUCGUAGGGAGUCCAGGUCACUUCCUCAAGAGAAAGGGAGUCGAGAAACUUUACCACCUCCAGCGGUUCCAACGCCUCAGGCUCAUACUACUACUCAUUCUACCACGCAAACUGCUGCUCCAAUUCCAAUUCCAAUUUCCACUCCAACCAUAACUACAACUCCACCUGCAGCACCUUCACCUUCUACUAAAACUCAUACGCCAUCUCCGGUUAAAGAACCAAAUCCUAGCAAUGCGUUAUCUCAGCUCCAGAACGGGAACGCCAUGCAACGGCGUGCAUCGAAGCGAUUCAGCGCAUACCAAUACGCUAAACUUACCAAUGUAACUCCAUCAUUACCCCGAAUAGUAUCUUCUGAUAGAUCUAUAUUAGAAAAGGAAGCAGAGAAAUCUUUCGAUUCCAAAGAUUUGGCUGAAACAUCUACUAAUAGCAGAAGAAUCAGUAAUAUUGGUACAAGUCUGCCUAUAAACGAUCCAACAUCAGCAAACAUAUUCCUCAGAAUAAAUGCAAAAACUAAGAAAGUCAAUGUUAAAUUACCUGUUUCAUUUGCAUCUUUGAGACUAUUAUUUGUAGAGAAAUUUGCAUAUUCUCCAGGUAGUUCAUCAUUUCCUGAUAUAUACAUUCAGGAUCCAAAAGCUGGAAUAUCAUAUGAGUUAGAAGACCAUAUGUUAGAUGAAGUCAUAGAUGGUAGUGUGUUAUCUUUGAACGAACCAGAUCCUCAAGUUGCUGUAAUUAGAAAUAUGGAAGAAAGAAUCCAAGACUUAUCAAUUAAAUUGGAAGCCAUUGGCCCCAGCAUUUCACGAACUAUUAAGGAAGCAAUUAGUCUGAUUGAAAUACCUCCUCCUGCUAUAAUUCCAUCACCUGAAGCUAAUGAUAAGAAUGUAAAUAAUAGAAACCAUGAUUCGAUAGAUGUUAAAGAUCUUCUACUGAUAAAGAAUGAAUUAAAAGCCAUUAAACAAUUACAAAGUAAAUCUGGAAGAAAUAUUAAAGAUACUGUAACUGAGAUUACUAAAGAAAUCAGUAAUUUCCAAGAGGCUGGUCUUGAAAUUUCUAAAUCAUCAAACAGAUCUUAUAUGGAAUCCUGUCAUUUGAAAUUAUCUGAAGAAUCAGAUGUAUUACUUACAAAAGUAGAUGAUUUACAAGAUCUUAUGGAAGCAUUAAGGAAAGACGUAGCUCAAAGAGGUGUAAGAGUUAGUGAAAAACAAUUGAAGAAUACUUUCAAAGAAAUUGAUGAAGCAAAGGAAGAUUUACAUAAGAUGAGUACUUACAUCACUAAGGAAAGAAGUGUAUGGAAGAAAAUAUGGGAAUCUGAAUUGGAUAAAGUUUGUGAAGAACAACAAUUUUUCAAUCUUCAAGAUGAUUUAACCAAAGACUUGGAAGAAGAUCUUAAGAAGAUUGAAGAAACAUUUGAUUUAAUUGAGCAAUGCUCUCUUGAACAGACUAAGCAAACAGCAUAUAAGCGAAAUAAGGUAGUAGCUCAAUUAUAUAUACCAGAGCCAGGUGAAAGCAUCCAUAGUCUAAAAGAAGCAGUUCUAAGUGAAGUACAAGCCUUAAAACCCGAUCAUGAAAGUAGAGUAGAAGCUAUUGAAAAAGCAGAACGAUUAAGGGAAAAGGAAAGAGAAUUAAUGAAACUUUCAAAAUUCCAAGAAGAAUUAGGAGACUUUGUUGAUGAUAAGAAGUUCAAAAAUUCAGGAGGAAUUGAAGAACUUGAGAGAAUUCGUCAAUUAAAAGAUGACGAAAAUCUUAAGAAUUCCUUUGGAGUAAUUUAG